AUGGAGCUGAAGAGAGGAAAGACCUUCAUUAAAUCCAGCUUUUCCACAAAUCUACCCAUGCACAUUUCCCAUGAGAAACACUCAGACCUGGUAGCCACUGCUGUGGCCAGAGAGGAUGCAGAUUCCUGGUCCAUCUCGCUGAGAGGACAGCAGAGGCCCUGCAGUGAGAAGGGCUCCCAGGCUAGUCCUGGCACCCAAAGGUAUACCAGAUGCCCAAACAAGGGGGCCCAGCCUGACUCUGAGGACAGUUCUAUAGCCCUCUGUGGAACCACUUUCAAAUUGGUGAGAAAGAGCAAGACUCAUGACAGUGUUCCCGAGGCUGGGAAGGCAGCCACUGACACAGGACAGCUGGUGGGCAGUGUGAGCUUCUCAGGGUCCCCUAGUGGCCAGCGCAUGAUUGACUACCGCCACUUUGUGCCCCAGAUGCCUUUUGUGCCAGCUGUGGCCAAGAGUAUCCCAAGGAAGAGGAUUUCCUUGAAACGACCCAAGAAGUGCUUCCGGAACCUAUUCCACAUCCGCAGGAGCAAGACAGAGAACCUGGCCUCCCUGACAGUCAAGGAGAAGAGCCUGUUCUCUCCAGGGGUCUCAUCAGAUGUUACAGGGCAGCAAGGCAAAGCCUUCCUCUCCCUGGGUGAAGGGCUGGGACUAGACACUCUGUGCCAGGACCUGUCUGACAGUGAGCUUCUUCCUGAUUCACCCUUCGACCUCUGCAGUGCCCUAUGUGAGGAUGUGGCCUCACUCAAAAGCUUUGAUUCUCUCACAGGCUGUGGAGAGAUCUUUGCAGAUGAAAGUUCAGUGCCAUCCCUGGAGCUGAGUGGAGGCCCCGAGGGCUCAGCCUGGGCACCCCGGGCCCCAGAGAGCAAGACUCCCCGGGGCCCCUUCCAGGGCAGUGUGGAGCAGCUGGCAUCCCCUGCCCAGAAUGAGGCAUCCGACUUCUCCAAGUUUUGGGACAGUGUGAAUCGCUCGGUGAGGCGGCAGCAGCGCGCCCUGCUGGGCUCAUGGCUGGUAGGUCCUCAGGGGACUGACACGGAGCAGCCUAAGCUGGAUGUGGCUGGAUUGGCCGAGCUGCCGCUGUUUCCCUGCAGGGGUCCCCCGAAUGACUCCAAAGCCAGCUCCAUAGACACGGGCACACCCAAAAGUGAGCAGCCGGAAUCUGUGUCCACCAGCGACGAGGGCUACUACGAUUCCUUUUCACCUGGCCUGGAGGAGGACAAGAAAGAGACCCCAAGCCCAGGCACCCCGGCAGUCACCUUCCCAAGGGACAGCUAUAGUGGGGAUGCUCUCUAUGAGCUCUUCUCUGAUCCCAGCGAUGGCCCUGUCGGCCCGAGCCUAGAUGAUGACUUGUGUGUGUCUGAGAGCCUGUCAGGGCCAGCUGUGGGGACACCACUGUCCAUGUGCAGUUUCCAUGUGGGGGCUGAGGAGAACCUGGCUCCUGCCCCAGGCCCUGACCUGCUCAGCCAGAGCUUCCUGCAGAGCUCCUGGAGGGGCAAGGAGUGUCUGCUGAAGCUCUGUGACACAGAGCUCUCCAUCACCAUGGGUAUUGUCAACUGGCUCCGCAGGACCCCACCAGCCCCUCCCCCAGGGGAGGCUGUAGCCCGGCCAGGUCCCCACGGGGCCCCCAAAGGAACGGCAGGGAAGCCAGAGAGCAGUAAGGAUCAGGCUUCAGGUGCAAGUAGGGCCACUGUGUGCUCAGCACCCAACAGACAGGAGCUCUGGGCAUGCCCUGGCAAGAUGGGAGGCCAGGAGAUUACAGUGGUAUCAAAGGACUUGUCUCUAGAGGAAGAGACGAGAGGCUGCCCCAACGGCUCUUUCUCUCCUGAGGGGUCAGCAGUCUCCACAACAAAUAUUUCCAGCAAAAGCAAAGUGCAAAGCCCUCCUACCAGGCCCGGCUCUCAAAAGGAGCCCGGGCCACCUGAGAAUCUGAGACGUCCUCAGGACCUGCAGUGGCCAGGUCAUGGGGGAAGCACUCCAGAUGCAGGGCCCAUGUUAGCAGGCUGCAUGGAGAGUGUGGCAGACCUGCAGAUCUCUCUAGAUGGCCGGUCUCCAAGGCAGGACAUAGGUGAUAGGCUCUUCAGGCAGCCUCAGGACUGUGGCCCUAACGUUCUGUAUCAGAAACAGGGAGCUACUACCUGUGGCCAACCCUCCCUGGCCACCCGACAGGAUCAGAGAUAUCCAGACCUUUUCCUGGAGCUGAGCCAGCUGAAGUUGGAGCCCUCCAGGAUGGAUUCCCAAGCUUUCACCUCAGUGGAGAACCAGCCACUAGAGCUCAGCCCCAGGGCUAUGGAACAGGUAGGACAUAGGGGUCAGCUGGAUCCCAAGCCUCUCUCAGCCCCUGAUGCUCAGUGGAGCCCAUGGGGCUUUCCCCCAGAAAUUCUGGGCCAUCACUAG
Messenger RNA from Dipodomys spectabilis (banner-tailed kangaroo rat), 2388 nucleotides. RefSeq names its product APC membrane recruitment protein 3 (gene Amer3). The record is from RefSeq and is a predicted model, not a curated record. Gene Ontology annotation, cellular component: plasma membrane. Gene Ontology annotation, biological process: regulation of canonical Wnt signaling pathway. NCBI's taxonomy places the organism in Eukaryota, Metazoa, Chordata, Mammalia, Rodentia, Heteromyidae. Gene Ontology annotation, molecular function: beta-catenin binding; phosphatidylinositol-4,5-bisphosphate binding.